GAGCACGAUCGUUUUUUUCUUCUUUUUAACUUCAUCGCCGGUAUCUGCCCAAGUCCUUCCAGUCAUCAUUUUCUCCUUCUCUUUCAAAGUCGGUGCGCAUCCAGUCGUUGAGAUAUACGCUCUGCAACGCACUCCUCUCGUAUCACCUUGCAUGGACCCGUGGCAAAAGCUCGUUUGAGUAGUUCUACCUGACGACAAACGGUAGAAGACACUCUUCCAUAAAGCACAAAAAGGCAGCGGAGAAGCGUCACUCACGUCUUCCGCGAACUCCUGCGUGAACGUUUUUCUCCCCCAUCUGGAUUUAUCGGCAGCGCUUCCUUCUCUUCUUCGUUCGACACUUCAGUUGACGUUUUCUUCUCGUAGAUCAUUGAGACGUGCUCGCCACCCUGCUAUGGGCCGGCGUUGUUGCUGUUGCUGUUAUAGGCAUCGUUUGUGUGUUUCUAUUUCAUCUGUCCAGCGUUGCGCACGCUUUCUUUUUGUGUAGGGAGAAGUGGACUGCACUUCUGUGCGAGUCGGUGCGUUUCACGUGUCAUCGCUGCGAGCCUUCAGCACUGCUGCCUUUUCCAUUUUUUUCUGCCUUUCUCAUAUUGUUUCGUGCGGGGCGCGUGUGUUGCUGCAGGAGCCGAGCAACAGCUGCACUCGUCUAUUGAAAAGAGCAAGGCUACGAACGUAGUUUAUAAUGAAGAAGGCACAGGAAGAGCGAAAUGAGCUGCUCCGCUACGCCCUGCAGCACCCACCCCCAAACGUGGUCGUGAAGCUGCCGAAGGGCUUCGACUCCUUCGACAACAUCGACCUCGCGCUGUGCCCGAGUCCCCUGCCUUUGUACGCCGAGGCGGAGAAGGCGGCGGCCAAUGCGAAGGGCGGGAAGGCGCCGCAGUUCCACUUCGAUAUGAAGGGAUCCCUCACCUUCGUCGGCGGCAGCAGCGGCGGGGUCCAGCGCGCAACACCAUCAGCGGGGAGCAGUCGCACGAAGCGGCUGAAGUCUCCACGCGACGGCCAUAGCAGCCCUGAGGCGAAGCCCGAGACGUCAAGCCCGGGACACGGUCAGCGGACGGCCAAUGACGGCACCGCCGCUGCCUCGGCCAGUCCUCCGGCGGAGUCGCAGCAGCGAAUUGUUGCCUCGGAGCAGUCGCCGCCGCACCCCGCCAACGCGCACAUCAGCCCGAGCACCGCCAGCAGCAACGGUGGCAACAACGCCACCCCGGAGCCGGAGCAGAGCAAGGGAUUCUUCGCGCACAUUGUGGGCACCUUCCGCGGCCUCAACGGGGCAGACCCGCAGCAGAGCAACAGCAGCCCCAACACCCGCGCGGCGCCAGCACGCACGCAGCGCAUCCUGACACGUUCGCCGACAGCGAUCAAACAGCGGUCUGUUAGCGGUAGCAGCGGCAUCUUUGGCUCCUUUUUGAAUCCCUUCUCCACGGCUCGGGUGGCACGUAACUCCAGCCAAGGAGCCAGCGCUGCGUCCCCACACAGCGAGGACUCCGGCAGCCCCGACACGGCCCGGCGCAUGGAGCAGCUGCAGAUCCCCCUGUGCGGCAGCACUCCCGCCACGAUGUCGGAGGCCAUCACGCGGCAAUUCGGGCCCGUUUUCGACGCCGUGGACGAACACCGGCGGGCGCGCGCUACGGCGCUGACCGCGGCGAAGGAGUUCCCUAAACCACCCAACAUUCAACUGUGCGAGGUCCUCAACAGUGCCCCUGUCGCCGCCUUCCUCGACGUACUCCCCAUCUUCGCCUACGACAACCUUGUCAUGUGCGCGAGUGUGCUGACGACGAAGAAGCGCGACGUCUACGACGCAGAGAUGCGCAACGUCUAUCGCCGUGUGUUCAACAUCAGCGAGGAGCAGCACCGCCGCAUCCUGGCCAACGUCACCCCACCUGCACUGAAAGCGCCGUUUAAUGAGGCGGACCCGGCCGCCGUGGCAGAGCGACGUCGGUACAUCGCCGGCUUCCGCGGCGACGCCAAACUGCUGCGACUGCUUUGCGAGGAGAGCACCGACGACGACUACGUCGCCCGCACGGAGCAGCUGCUCUACUGCAUCGAAAACUUUCCCGACAGCCCGGGCGACGCGCUCGUCCCGUUCGCCGUACGUGCGAUGGUGUACGCGGCCUGUCUGAUGCCGCUGUACCAGCUCGACCUCAGCACGCUGAGCCCCAUCUACACAGAGAAGGACGUGGAGCACUGCCUCGCCUUGCUGCGGUCUCGUAUGGGUAUCUCCUCGAGAAUUGAGAAGUACUGCCAUCUGCAUGCGCAGCUCCUGGCCAACGACCAAUGCGGUAGCGUUGAGGCACAGGCGGUGUUUCUGAAGGGAGUGGCGCGUGCCGUCAGCUCGCUGGGCGCCCGUGACAUCGCUGACAGCCAACUCACCCCUCCUGUGAAGUACGCCUAUUACGUCCUACAGGAGAGCUUCUGCCUUGCCGCUGUGCCGAUGCCGUGGCUGGACUCCACCUUCUCCUACGAUAUGCAGCGCAGCGUGUCAGCCGUAUUUAUUGAGACCUGCCUCGCCCUCCCGUCUUGUAUGCUGAGCGCGAUGGUGCUCGUGGAGGACAUGCAGGUGCUGCCGCCCACCGAGGAGGGCGAAGCGUUUUUGUUGGCCUUCAUGGAGGUAUUCGUGAACUCCGGCGUCUUUCGCAACUACGCGGAACUCGUGGACGAAGACGCAGACAGCGCCCGUGCGCCGUCCUCGGGGUCCGCAGCGGUGCUGCUGCAGCAGGUGAACAGCGGCUUGGACACACAGCAGAAGGCGUACUGCAAGAUGCUGACGCGUAGCUUCCCUCUGGCGAUGUUCCUCCUCGUGCCGGGACGCCUGCGCAUUGGCGCCUACAUCCUGCUGGUGCGGCACUGGGGUAACGCAUACCCCGGCGCGCACCACGAGGUGCCGAGCGACUUCCAAGCUGCCAUGUCCGCCUACCUGCUGUACCUCCUCGGCAGCUGUGGCGGGGAUAAGUGGGUGGGCCACAGUCCACAGCUGAGCUCUUUGCUGGUGCGCUGCACCCAGACUUACCUGGCGCCGUUCAGCGUCCUGGCGAAGGAUGAAGAGGCGUCGUUCGCCAGCCUUGCCCAACAGCAACUGGAGAAGUUGCAGCCGCAGUGGGCCGCGACGUUGGACGACGCGACGCAGCCGCCGAGCGACGUGCUGGGCUUUUUGCGCACCGUCUUCGACACGCCGCGUCCGCCGCCGCUGGGCAGCGACCCGUCGUCGCAGCACCACGUCAGGCUGGUGAGCUGGGCGCAGUUCGCCACGGCCCUCCUGCGGCGCUGCAUGGAGGGCGUUCCGCGAGUCGCGCCGGCGUCCAGCAACGCCAAGACGCCGUACAUCGCGGCCGAGUACGAGCGUAUUCACCGCGCCGCCGCGUUGCGAAACGCAAACGAGCCCCUGCUGCCCGGCGCGGUGCACCGCCUGCACACCGUCGUGCGCCUGAAAGAGGUGUUCUGCGAGUGCCUUUCCUCCUCGCACCGCACCUACGAGCUCGUGCGCAGCGUCAGUGGUGCACCUACAGUGGGGAUGACCGACAUUCAGGAGGAACACUCGCAGAGCGUUUACGAUGCCGUGCUGCAACUCUGCGACACCAUCAGCAUCGAGACGCUGUCCAACGGCACCGUGAAGGACCUCUUCGCGAAGUUCAUGCGGCUCGACACGAAGCAGUAUCAAGCGAUGAAGCAGAACCACGGCAAGAACGAAGACUUCCCGAUGCCCCGCGCCUUCCCAGAGGUUACGAUGGGCCGCAUCAUCGAGGAGAUCCAGCAGGCCACCGCCGUCGUGUGCGCGCGCCUCGACUACGAGCCGGCGGUGCGGCAGGUGCACUACCGAGUGGGCCACAACUUCGUCGCCUACCUUUUUGCGGUGUACGUGGACGGCGCUGGUGUCUUCCUGAGCACGGCGGAUGCCCCCCUCAUCCUUGCCGACUUGGACCUCGUGCGAGUGGCCUUCUUUGAAACCAACCCAGACCCGUCGCCGGUCGUGGCGGACGUAGACGUCGUCAGCACCGCGUGUAAGGCGGUUGCGCACGCCAUGCGCACCUCCGGCGCGGAGUUGUUGGAGAAGCUCUACGGCAUUGUGCAGUACAUCAUGUCGCGGCCUUCGUCGGAGCUGAUCAACGGCGGUGCCGGGGUGCCGCCGCUGCACACGCUGCCUGAGUCGUCGGAGGACUCGCCGUGGUGUCAGUACGUGGUGCGGCGCGUCCUGGAGCACCGCAAGGACUCUAAGUGGACUACAUGGAUCAACUACCAAACCCGCCAGAGGACGAAGACGAUGUACUAA
Molecule: messenger RNA, 4261 nt
Organism: Leptomonas pyrrhocoris
Lineage: Eukaryota; Euglenozoa; Kinetoplastea; Trypanosomatida; Trypanosomatidae
Exons: 1
Coding region: 680-4261 (1193 amino acids)
Source: RefSeq, a predicted model, not a curated record